GAGAGAGAGAGAGAGAGAGAGAAGACUCGAAUUUUCUUAAAUGCUUUCUCUGCGUGCAAGGCUAAGCCAACCUCAUCGAUCAUCCCGUACGGCAACCCCCAUCAUUAUACUCUCUCUCUUUCUCUAAUACUUUCUCUCUCUUAAUCUCUCUCUCUCUUGUGGAUCGCUUUAUAUAUACAGGGGUUGCCUCUAUUUCCUCACUUUGCAUGUCUGCCUAAAUCCUUUGCUCUCUCUCUCUAACAUUCUUUCUCCGCCUCCAUCUCUCUCUCUCUCUCUCUCUCUCUCUCGUAUUCAGUGGUGUUUGUUUGAUUGCAUGGGAUGGAUCCUUCAAGUGGACAACACCAGGAAAUGUCUGCCCAUUCACUGGAAAACAUGUUGGUAUGCUCAAAAGGGCAGCCUGAGAAGAAACCAAGGCCUCAACCAGAGCAAGCUCUAAAAUGCCCAAGAUGUGACUCCACAAACACCAAAUUCUGCUACUACAACAACUACAGCCUUACUCAGCCAAGGUACUUCUGCAAGUCAUGUAGGAGGUAUUGGACCAAAGGAGGGACACUGAGGAAUGUUCCAGUGGGUGGAGGCUGCAGGAAGAACAAGAGAUCAUCAUCAUCAUCCUCAUCAAAGAGGACUCAAGAUCAACCACUCACACCCAACACCAACCCACUCAUCACUGGUAUCCCAUCUAUGGCUUAUGACUCUCCUAGUGACCUCAGUCUUGCAUUUGCCAGGCUCCAAAAACAGUCAUGUGGGCAGAUGGGUUUUGAUGAUCACCAUGAUUUUUCAAACACCCAUUGUGAUAUUGUGGGAAACCACGGAAUGAACACUUCUGCAGCAGCAACUCCUGGCUUUCUUGAUGCUCUUAGGAGUGGAUUUCAUGAUGGGCAGAGUAAUUUUCAGAAUUGGUAUUAUGGGUAUCAUGGUAAUGGGAACAUGGGAGAGGUGGAUAAUAAUGGUGGUGGAGGUGUUGGGGUUAGUGGAGAAAUGGUGAUGCCAUAUGAAGAUCAAAUGAGUAAUGCAGCAACAACAACAGCUGUGACAGUGACAACUAUGAAGCAAGAAUUGUGUAAUGGCAGAGAAAAUGAUCAGAACAGGGUCUUGUGGGGAUUCCCUUGGCAGUCGUUCAAUGGGGAUGGAAACAAUAUGGGUGAGAUUGAUUCAGGAAGAGAAAGCUGGAAUGGACUUGCUCCCUCUUGGCAUGGGCUUCUUAAUAGCCCUCUGAUGUAGACAUGGAAGUUCUUAAGAGGCAUAGAAUUUCCUCUCUUAUUAGACUCAAAUAUCAGUUUUAGUGUUUUUGGGUUUUGUUAGGAGAGAUUUGAUUCGCCUGAAUCAUCUCUAUUUUUCUUUUUAAGUUUUUUUUUUUCUUUUUUUUUUUUUUCUUUUUUCUUUUUUCUUUCUCUUUUUUCUUUUUUGGGUUUCCUUUUAUUGGUCGAUAAGCUAAUGAAAAUUUCAGAUUUGUUUGCUAACCAA
Alnus glutinosa is the source of this 1464-nucleotide messenger RNA. Its product is annotated as dof zinc finger protein DOF2.1-like. The record is from RefSeq and is a predicted model, not a curated record. NCBI's taxonomy places the organism in Eukaryota, Viridiplantae, Streptophyta, Magnoliopsida, Fagales, Betulaceae. Gene Ontology annotation, molecular function: DNA binding; DNA-binding transcription factor activity. The coding region runs from base 319 to 1221 and encodes 300 amino acids. The transcript is spliced from 2 exons. Gene Ontology annotation, biological process: regulation of DNA-templated transcription.